Messenger RNA from Panonychus citri (citrus red mite), 7187 nucleotides. RefSeq names its product serine-rich adhesin for platelets-like. The coding region runs from base 848 to 6505 and encodes 1885 amino acids. The record is from RefSeq and is a predicted model, not a curated record. NCBI's taxonomy places the organism in Eukaryota, Metazoa, Arthropoda, Arachnida, Trombidiformes, Tetranychidae. The transcript has 4 exons.
UUACUUCGAAUCCACUAGCUGGCAGCACAAUCGUAAUUUCCAAUCGAAAGGCGGGAUCGUAAAUAGAAGCGCUAACAUCGGGAUAACUCAAGUCGCUUUUGUAAAAUUUAUCUUCAUCUUUCCUCUCUCUCUCUUUUCCUCCUCUUUCCUGUCUUAUUUUUACUUUUGACUGUACAACAUUAACAGUGUGUAGAAUCAGUGAUUGUGUCCAUCGUCGGUGAUAAACCAAAAAAAAAAGACAAGAACAGUUUUAGAAGAAGAGAAAAAGAAAAGAUUCUUUUUUCUCCCUUUGGAUUAAUUUCGUUUCUCUUUAUUUCCAUUCAAUCGGAUUAAUUUUGUUCACUAUUAAAUAACCAAUUGUGUUUGUGUGCUACUCUAAUGGUCAUCUUUGUGUUUACACCAACAACUUGAAAUGGAAAUGACCAGAGAGAGAAAGAGUGACCAUUAACUUGGGUUACCUUUCUUGUUACCUUAUUAUGUAUUUCUGAUAACCAAGAGAACGGAUUAAAAGCCAUUGUCAUCCUUUUGUUUUCUAUUCCAACAUCGGCCAUGUUGGAAAUUGGAUUAUUCUUUUCUUCACAUAUUCUCCAUUGUUCUUUUUAAAUUGUUCUCUCUUCCCAUAAAUUAUCUAUUAUUCUCUCACUAUCUAAUUUAAUGGACAUUUUCCAGUGAAACAAUCUCAAUUUUCUAUUCUAAAGUGAUGUCAUUUCUUCAUAGGAGGUUAACUUGUCUUUCUGGUCCUUGAGUUUCCUCUUUAUACUUAACCUUUUACCUGUUGUGUUACCUUUUUUUUCUCUCUCUCUCUCUCUCAUUUUUUUCUAUUCUCUUCUACUAACUUUCCACCAUCAUGCCCGCUGUAAAUUGGGUAAUUGAACCGGUAUUUUUAAGUAGAAAACCUUUACCACCCGAUAAGGAGGUAGAUGAAUUAGAAGUGAUUACCAAUAAUACUCUUGUCUCGUUGAUUAAACAAUUAUCGUGCCUUGCCCUUAUCUCCAACACCAUAUUCAAUGAAUUAUCAUGCGAAGUUGAAUCAAUUAACCAGAAAACGGAACGUCUUAAACUUAAGAUUUCCAAUUGUCAUUCAAUUGUCGCAAAUCUAAACCAUAAGACGGUUAAAGUUCCUCUUGGGACAAUUAACGAUUUCAUGAGGAUCACUGACCACUUCAAGGUGACUCGCGAGAUGACCAGUAACUUAUUCACACCGGAAAAACGAGCCCCAUGUAUCCAAUAUGCUUAUGAAAAAGCAUCGAUUUCACCGAUUAAUCAAUUUAAAUUGGAUGAUUACAAGCAUCUUAAUGGCUACUUAGGGUCACCCUUUUUCGCCGACACCAAGAGUAAGGUUGAAAUCCUUGAAAUUGAACAACAAAAGCCUGAGAAAUUGGCUCGAGCUGUUAAAUUACCACGAACAGUGUUGAUUGAGAAAGUUAAAACACCGAUAACAGUGACCAGAGGUGAUACCACAACCUUGACCACUACUAAUUUUAACAACACAAUUCUUAAUUGUGAUGGAAUUAAUCAUUCAAUUAAUGUCUAUGAUGAACCUGAUGUUGAUUCAAUUUAUCAACUACCUUCACCUAAAGAGGUUACUGAAGCUCUUGCUCAGGAAUAUCCAGCUUCAUUUAUUCCCAUAGAUGUUUCCAGUUUCCAGCGAAUGUCCAGUUUUCGCCGGUCACUUAUUCACGGUGAUCAGCAGAUUCCAAGACGACGAAUUUCAUCUCGAAAUAAACGCGCCAAUCGACGUAAUACUAUUCACGAAACUGGUAAAUCGGCGACCACUGAGAGGCCGAAAUCCUCGAGAUAUAAUCGUGAGAGACGAAACUCAGAUCCAUCGUCUUUGAAUCGUAUUGAUGAAAGUUGUCAAACUGAGCGAACUGAAGAGGCCAUUUAUUCAACUGGACGGAUUGUAAGUUUAGGCCGAGAAUCGGUGAUCAAAAGACGAUCAUUUGGUGGAACUAAACUUGAAUUUAGAGCUGAGGUUCAUCGGGAAGACGAUCGAAGUGACAUUUUCAGUGGUUCCGUGAUUACUGUUAAAUCAAUCGGUACAAGUUCAUCAAGACUUGGACCUAAUAAUUUAUCAUCAAUCACUGUCACUGGGAACAGUAUCGGUGUGGGUCGAUCACCAAGUUCGGCUAAAGAUCCUUCCUCCUCGAGUCUUUUGACCUCUAGUGAUGUUUCUGGUACAAGUGGAACUACAAUUGUCGAAAAGCGGUUAUCUUCAGCUUCCAAUCAACAGCAACAACAAAGCAACGUUGAAGUGAAAAACUAUCUGACCUCCGACGGAAUUAAAAUGAGAGAAGGAUCAACGGCCAAAGGACCAGGUGAUGAUGGACGAUCAUCGAGCGGUAACUGGUCAGCUUCUAGUUCAACUCAUGCAUCCGUUGAUUCAGAUUCAAUUGCGGGUAAAUGUAGUACAGUAACUGGCGGGAUUAGAACUCACCAUCAGCAUCUUCAUCAUCACCAUCUACGAGGAUCGAGUAACUGUCCACCUCCAGGUUCACCGUCUGGUUCAUCUUUGGGUAAAGAUUCCGUUCUGUCGGAAAGUUUAACCUUAACCACUCAACAAGACACCGAUCGCGGCGGUUACACCGCUGGCGGAGAUUCCAAUGGUUAUGUAUCCGAUACCUCAGCAAUUUCAUCUUCCUGUGCCCUGAGUCGAUCAGACCAGCGACGUCCAUCUGGCCUGGAAAAGAGUCGAGAAGAGACAAAUUACAGUGCAAUAUGUGGUUCGAAUGGUCAACCAGCGGUUGUCACUCGCUCGUCAAAAUCUGGACUAUUACCUUCAUCUCUGAAUCGAUCAUCAUCUUCCCAACAUUCUGAACACUCAACCAGCGGAAGAUCAAUUAAAUUUGCUAAUCGAGACUCAGAAUCUUGGUUGAAAUAUUUUGACUGUUCAACGGAAACUUUAACACCCGAAAUCAUUACCACCGCUGCCAAUGAAACCAACGGUACUAAUAACGGCGUUUGUAAACAGAAUCCAACUAAAAUGAUAAACGAAUCACCUCAUCAUCUUCAUCCUUAUGCCUAUCAUCAUAUUCACCACCAUAGGUCACCUUUACAUCUUCCUCAUCAUCCUCAUCACCCACACCAUCAAAAUGGUGCCAAUGAUUUUGCUCACAUUGAUGAUGAAGUUGAAUCGGUUUACUCUGUGGACACUGAUGGUUAUUAUACUUCCAUGCACACCGAUUCUGGACUUUUCCGUGAUGUUAAAUCAACUGGUGUUGGACCUGUGAACGUUAGUGAGGGCCGAGGAUCUUCCGUCGUCUCACCAAGUGAUGAAAGUAACAUUUUAACCUCACCGGGAACCUCUUGCAAUGGUCGCCUUCGAGCAUCAUCAAUCAGCUCAAACAGCACCAUCGGCGAUAUGAGUCUAACCUCAAUGUACUCGAAAACGGACACCGAAGCACCAGCUGAAGUAGCGUCAAGUGUAGCCUCACCCUCCAUUUCCCCAUCUCACCACCAACAAGUACUCAAAAGUAAUAAAACCGAUUCAACAAGCACCACUGCCACUGGUGCUAUCAAGAAAACGAGUCCAGUGAAACCCGGAAGAUCAACUAAUAAAGCAAAUUCAACCGCUGACCAGCCUCCACCAUCUUCAUCAGCGUCUUUAACGCUUUCAUCGACAGCCAAGUGGACUAAACGAGUUGUCCCACCUCCACCUCCCGUUAGAAUGUCCAGUAUUCGUAAAAACAAUUCGACCAACUCAAAGAACACCAAUCAAUUAGUUAACAGCAAUACAAUUAAUUCACAUUCAAAAUCAUCAGAAUCUAAUCUUUCCUCAGGUCAACCACAGUCGAAGUCCGUUUCUCCUCAUGGAGAAUACGAUUAUACCUCAAUUCGAUCUCAAUCUCAACUAUCUUCACUUUCGAUUCGAGGCCAUUCUGAAUCAGAACAAAGUGAUAAACUUGGUGAACGAGUUCGAUCUAAAACUUGUAUUGGUUCAACAGAUUAUCCAUCUCUUUGUAAUGUUACCUCUUCCUCUUCUUCCGGUUCUUCAUCUUCCUCAUCUGCCUCUUCCUCUUCGUCUUCUAAAAUUGUCUCCUCUUCACCAGCGGCUUCUCGCUCUUCAUCUGAUAACUGUGAUCAUCUAAGUUCAAAUGGUGCAAGUUCCGCCGAUGAGAAUCUCGAAAAGAUCAAUGAACAAUCUGAUAAACAAAUUCUCCCAGUAACUAAAGAGAAACAAAAGAAAUCGAAAAAAUUGUUCGCUUCGUACAAACCAUUCAAGAUAAAAGAAAUUUUCUCUUUUGGAACAUUGAACAAAAAAUCGAAAAUCUCACCAGUGACCUCCGUUGAUGAUAGAAAAGGUUUCAUGUCCUAUGAGUCCAUUUGUACCGAUCCAAAGGGAGAAUCAGCUACUACUCAUUGUCCAUCAUCUCGUCGAUCAUCGGGCUGUGAAUCGAUCCCUGGUUACAACCAAUCGAAAACUCUUAAUGGUCAAAACUCGAUAAGUGGAACUGACCUUUACAAGUCGCAAUCUAUUGAGAAAAAUUUGGCCACUUUACGAAAAGUUGAUUCCAAUCCUUACCUUCCAAAGCCGAUUACUGAUCAAGGAUUUUUCCAAUCUUUACUAAGAACGGACUUUCGAUCACGAAGUGAAGAGCAACUAGAAAAUGAUAAAAAUCGUCGUACUUCAGGUCAAGAGAUGGAAAAAGAACCAAAAUCGACUAAAGAAGAUCAACAAUCAGCGAAAGUGACAGAAUCACCAAGCCAUGAGAAAGCCGAAAUUAUUGACAGUAAAUCUGAUGAUAAGGUCGAAACCAACGAUUCUAAUUGUGUUAGGCCAAGUACAUUGAUCCUUCCGUACAAAAUUAAACAGCAACAGGUCAAAGUGGAACUGGACUCUAAUGGUCGACUAUUGUAUCCAUCGAAUUCACUUGGACGGCGACGUGAUGAUCAUCCAAUGGCCUAUUUAGAAAGGACGAAAAAGAUGGACGAAGAAAAUGCCAAAUGGUCAACAUUACCGAAACCAAAGGUUGAAAAUCAAUAUUUGAUCGGUCAAAGAUCAACACCAACAACGGCGACAACAACGAUUGACAAAUUAGCGCACAAAAAUUGUACAAAAUCUGUUGAAAAACAAAGCUCAGGAUUAAACGAAUCCAUGAAAACAUCACCAACAAUGACCUCAGAAGAUUUGAAUAGAUCAAAUCAAUCGUCAUCCUCAUCCUCAUCAUUCAUUUCACCACCGCCAACACUGACCUCAUCUUUGGGCCCAUUAUCAUCGACACCUCGACGGCCCAUUGCAAGGAUACAAUUACCUCAAGAAUCAAAUUCGACAUCAAAUACAACACCAACAACCGUUAGUCCAUCAACUACCAGUGGACGUGUAGGUCCACCCACAUUUCCUAAGCCUCGAUUCAACAUCUAUCGGCACAGUUUUUCUGGCCUUGGGUCAUUAGAACGUCGAUCGGCCCAAGAUGCUCUAAAGGUGAACAUAAAUUCAACAUCUCCAGCUGAUCAACCCACAUCCGGUGAUUUACCCUCACCAAUAGGUUCAUCUUUGAUCAGCCCUGGAGCGGUGAAAAGUAAACUAUCAACAAGUGACCUAAUUUCAUUGAUUCACGAUUCUAAGCGACGACUUGGCCAAAGGUCGGCAAACAGUUCGCCCUCACCAAUAACAUCGCCACAAAGUGAGCCCUUACCUUCACCGCCGAACCUUUUAUCACCAAACCAACGGCGUAGUUGGUCAUUUACCAAAGAGAUGACCAAUGGUUUUGACAAUAUGAUACCUGGUGUUAACCAGGGAAAUCAAGAUGGACCAAGAUGCCGACGGAGUUUAUGCUCAGAUCGAUUAGGUCCAAUGAGACCGACUUCGAUUCACGAUUUCAAAAAGUUAAUCGCCGCCGCUCGUCCAGUUGGGUCAACACAUAAGCCAACAUUUUCAGCCAAAGAUUUACUUCAAGCUGCUCCAAUCUCAACAAUAUCAUCGGUAAACAGCCCCAGGUCAAGGCCGUCGACACCUUUGACAACUUCACCAAUUUCAAUGACCAACAAUCUGAUAAAUGAAAUGUCCCAACCUCAACAACCAACACCUUCAACAUUAUCACCUACAAUUGCAUCAUCACUCCCAUCACCAAAUUCAUCAACACCCUCACCUCAAUCAUCCACAACCCCACCCACUGUCCACUCUCACCUGAAAGUACCUUUAUCAUCAUCUCCUUCCCCAGUAUCUUCAUCAUCUUCACCUUCAACACUUCGCGACUCUCGAACCCGAGUAAUCAAUGGACGAAUCUACAGAUCACCUUAUCGACUCGAAGUGAUGUGUCCACCAAUCGAGGAAGAUGAUAUCAUGGAGGAAACAACAGUUAAUCACAAUAACAACAAUCAAGCAAUCAAUUCAUCAUCAACAAUCCCAUUCCAAGUAACAAAUGAUUAUAAAAAUGGAUUAACAUUCAUUGGAUCAAAAGAGAUUAAGAAACAUCUAAUCUCUUCCGGAUUUUAUCCUAAUCCCUCAUCAACAACAACACAACCACCAACACCCACAAUCAAAGCAACAUCAACUUGGGUUUAAACUUGUCAACAAUUAACAUGUGAUAAUCAAUAUCUCUCCUUAAUAAUUGUUAUUAAUUUAAUUGCAAUUAAAAGCAAACAAUUUGGUUAAGCUUUUGCUUCCACUUUUGAUGAUUUAAAGCAUCAAAUCAGCUGAUGAAGUUAAUUAAGCUUAAAUUGUUCAACCAAAUGGUUUGAUGAAAGACACAGAAGUUAAAUUGUUAUCACAUUUAACAAUUAAAGUUGAUUGUGAUUAACUAUAAAUUUAACGAUGGCACUUGAUUAAUUGCAAUUAAUUAACUAACUACAAGGAAACGUAUUAGAUUAUCAUGUGAAUAUGACAACAAUCAAGAAACAAUUUAUUAUUACUGAUUAAGAGAUGCAGUUAAUUGUUUCAAAUGUUUAAAUCUAAAUUAAAUGACAACAAUCAGAAUUGAUUGUUGGAAAGUUGUAAAUAAAAUCAAUCAGUUUUUAUAACAAAUCAUGUUGUUGAUUGAGUAGCCACUGGUCAAGCAACAAUUAACUAAAUUAAAUCUGGUCAACUGAAUGUAAUAAUUAUAACAUCAAUUAACAAAUUAUCAAAUUAAUUUAUAAAUCAACAAUUGAAUCAACCUCUUGCAAUGGUGACAACAAAUUGUAAUUAACUGCAAAAGCCAUGAAAACAAUUAAAUCAUCAAUUCACAAUUAAAUUUUCAUCAUCAUCA